CUUCUGACCCGGUCCCUCCGCCUCGGCACCCGGCGCGGCCGGGAGCUCCCAGCCCGGAGGGAUCCCGCCCAUGCUCUCCCUCACCUCCCCUCGGUAUUCGAAGCCACGCGUGUCCGUGCAUCGGUGUGGGUGGAAAGGCUGCCGCAGGAGCCGGAGCCAGCCAGCUCCGCCGGCCCUUCCAGCCCCAGCAGGUCAACAGGUCCGGUUUCCGCAGCCUGGACUUAAGUGGCGUUGAGUUCGAGCCCCAGUUUCCCCCAAAGACAAGAUACAGCGACCACUAGGAAACUUCCCACCCCCCGUUGCCGGCACAGUAGUGACCAGGGGGUCAACUUGGGGAUGUGCCCACGAUGAUGGACAGCAAGGACCUAGAAGCGGAAAUCCACCCCUUGAAGAACGAAGAUGGGAAAUUGCAAGAGAAUCUGGAAAACCCAGCGAAAAAGGAAGAGCACUCGAAAAGCACCCCCGUGCGGUCCCGUCUCUCCGGAUGCCGGACGGCCGUGUUUUUCCUCUCGCUGUUUAUCUGCCUUUUGGUGGUGUUUGUGAUUUCCUUCAUCAUCCCGUGUCCAGAUCGACCAGCGUCACAGACGUGGAGAAUCGAUUACAACACGGCAGUCACCUAUGACUUUCUGGCCACGGAAGACAUAAACAGGGAUAAGAUCCAAGAUGUUCUCUUUCUUUAUAAAACGAUCAACGGCAGCAAUAACGUCAACCAGUCCUGCGCCGAUGAAGGCUUUUCCUUGCCCUGCACCUUUGUGGCCGCCGUGUCAGGGGUCAACGGCAGUGUCCUCUGGGAGAGGCCUGUAGCCCAGGAUGCGGCCCUCGUGGAGUGUGCCAUCCCCCAGCCGAGGGACAGCGGAGCGUCUUCCGUCUGCAUCCUCAUGGGCAGACCUGGUCCUUUCAUCGCAGUUGACUCAUUUACAGGGCAGACCCUGUGGAACCAUCCCAGCAGCCUUGGAAGGAACGCUUCCAUCCUGAGCCCUUUACUCCAAGUGCCCGACCUUGAUGCCGACGGGGCCCCAGACCUGCUGGUUCUCGCCCAGGAGGGAAAGGAGGUUAACGGCUACAUCUAUUCAGGCAGCACUGGGCACCAGAUUGGCCACCAAGGCAGCCUUGGUGUGGACGGGGCCAGCGGCUCCCUCCUCCAUGUCACCAGGGCAGGCGCCUACUACAUCCUUGUCCCCUGCGCAAGUUCUCUGUGUGGCCAUUCUGUGAAAAGCCUCUAUGAGAAGGUGACCGGGAGAGACAGCUCAUUACAGAGUGACCCCGGCUGGGAGGACGUGCUCAACACCACCGCCCACAGGCUGCUUCUGCACAGCUCUGGAGCCAUCCACCACCUGAUGAACGUCCCCGGGAAAGGUGGCGAGGACCUCCUCCUCGUGAGUUCAGAGGCCUGUAUGCUGCUGGACGGGCAGGAGCUGACACCCAGGUGGACCUUCAACGUAGCCCAGGUCCUCAGGAAACCCGUCCUCGGCCACUACAAACCUGACACCUUGGCCGUGGUCAUUGAAAAUGGAACUGGCAUUGACAGACAGAUCCUGCUCCUGGAUGUCAGCACCGGGGCCCUCCUGUGGAGCCAGGCGCUCCCGGGCCUCGCUGGGGACCCUCAGUCUGCCAGCCUGCCGACAGCAGACCACCGCUCAGCCUUCUUCUUCUGGGGCCUCCACGAGCUGACCGGGGCCUCCCCGAUGGAGCCCAGGGACCCCCAGCACAGCCUGUACCUGUUCCAUCCCACCCUGCCCGGCAUCAUGCUCGAGCUGGCCAACAUCUCUGCCAACAUCGUUGCCUUCCAAGUGGCCCUGUUUGAGCCUGGCCGCCACGCUGCCUGCGUCCUCCUCACGGGCCCAGCCAGCCCGGACACGCCCGGCCUGGUGUCCGUGGCCAAACACGAGAUACCGGACCUUGUCCUGAGCAGCAGGGUGGUCCGCCUGGCCAAGGGCGGGCCCGACAACGACCAGGCGGUCAGGCAUCGGCUCUCCCGCCUGCGGUACCGGAGCGAGGCCUAGACACGCAGCGGCCGGAUCGUGGGGGAGGCUCCAGCUGCUGGAAUUAAACGUCCUGGGAAGUUGGCCCUUCCCUCACUCCGUCUGUAUGCUGACUCUCCAUUCCUGAGCCGGCAAUGCUCUCCAUGGGAGGCCCCUCAGUACCCAGGGACAUGCGUGGGUGAGGGGACAUCCCGGCCUCCCUCCGUUCCUGCCCGGCACACGGUGUCCUCACCCACUGGGGUCGCACUCAAGGCCAACUGCCUUCACAGUGGUCUUCUGGGGGAGGAGCCCAGGCCCAUCCUGCAGAAGCCCCCUCCCCUUUUCCUGUCUGAGUCCUCUGCACCCUCCCUCUGGGGUCAUGGAGCUCAGAGGGUAGCGGGCCCUGGAGUGAGUGACCUCAGGGCAGUAGCUGGGACCUGACGCCAUUCCAGACCCCCAGCCCUUCCCAGAGCAAGGAGGGGAGGAAUGUAGCACAGUUGGAGGUGACUUGCCCUGGGGAGCCCCUUGGACCCCGACCCACGAUGGAGGGGGCUUGUAAGACAGGAUAGGUGGGGCUGCUCAAGAGUGCUCUGGGGGGCUUAUACCUCUGUGCUGCCUGCUGUCCUGGGAACGUUCCACGGCACUGGCCAUAAGACCCACACGGGGGUCAUUUUGCAUCCUCUCAAUACACACUGGAGCCACUCAUCCCUUUGGAGUCCCUGCACCCCUGGGCGAGGCCAGCACCCCCCCUUCCUGGUGCUCGGAUGCCCCCAGUAGUCGGUGUCACCUGAUGCAGGACUCACCUCUGUGCCUUUUGCACCCCAGGACCACUGUGGUGCGCCAUGAGGCCAAGCUAUGCCCAGGCAAAAAUAAAAAGCCAGGUAACCCUGGGUACCACAAGAAGAAACCAGAAUAAAUGAUUUUUGCACUGUCUG
This is a messenger RNA of Rhinolophus ferrumequinum (greater horseshoe bat), 2896 nucleotides long. RefSeq names its product family with sequence similarity 234 member A (gene FAM234A). Lineage: Eukaryota; Metazoa; Chordata; Mammalia; Chiroptera; Rhinolophidae. The coding region runs from base 348 to 2003 and encodes 551 amino acids. The record is from RefSeq and is a predicted model, not a curated record. The transcript is spliced from 12 exons.